UAGCGAUAUUUUAACGGUUGCAAAUGCUAACGUUACAAUAAAAGGUGGUAUUAUGCUUGAAAAGAGAAAUAAUCCCAAUGUUAAAAUAAAGUCCGAGCGUACUAGUCUAAAACACCUCGAUCGUAUCGAUCAAAAAAAUUUUCCACUAGACGGAAAAUAUUCAUUCCCCGCUAGCUCUGGUAAAGGAGUGAAUGUUUUCAUAAUUGAUACCGGAAUUAAUGUUAAACAUGUAGAUUUCGAAGGAAGAGCUAAAUUCGAAGCUGUUUUUUGCGAUGGAUGUCCAUUAAAAGAUGAUCACGGUCAUGGUACAAUGGUUGCCGGUAUUAUUGGCGGUCGUAAAUUUGGUGUCGCAAAAAAAACAACUUUAAUUGGUGUCAAGGCAUUCGAUGCUACAGGUUCUGGCACAUUGAUAGACUUUCUUAACGCACUUUGUUAUGUAAUUCAUCAACAUAUGAAGUCCGAGAAUAAGAAAUCGGUGAUCAACAUGUCCUUUGGUUUUGACAAAAUUAUAGAAGCCGUUAAUAUGUUGGUUGAAAAAGCCAUUAGUCUUGGUAUAAACGUAGUUGUGGCUGGUGGAAAUGAAGCUGAAGAUUCUUGUACUAAAUCUCCGGCCUUGGUUCCAGGUGCAAUAACCGUUGGCGCUACUGAACUUGUUAAUAAUCACAUUGCAAAUUUUUCUGAUUUUGGUCCUUGCAUUGAUAUAUUUGCUCCUGGAAGAGAUAUAAAAUCGGCUGGAACAAAUUCUUCGGUAGAUACUAGAAUUGAAAGUGGGACAAGUUUUUCUGCUCCACAAGUUGUUGGUGCUGUUGCUUUGCUCCUCGGUGAGAAAUUUUUGUCUACCGAUGAAGUAACUAAUGAGCUUAUUAAAAUUUCCACGAAAAAUGUUAUCAAAGGUAUUGAUAAUUUACCAGGAACUCCUAAUAGAUUUUUACGCGUUCCCAAUUUUUGA
Messenger RNA from Funneliformis geosporum, 949 nucleotides. NCBI's taxonomy places the organism in Eukaryota, Fungi, Glomeromycota, Glomeromycetes, Glomerales, Glomeraceae. The record is from the annotation of a GenBank genome assembly.